Gilbertella persicaria is the source of this 2598-nucleotide messenger RNA. RefSeq names its product HSF-type DNA-binding-domain-containing protein. Gene Ontology annotation, biological process: regulation of DNA-templated transcription. The coding region runs from base 1 to 2598 and encodes 865 amino acids. NCBI's taxonomy places the organism in Eukaryota, Fungi, Mucoromycota, Mucoromycetes, Mucorales, Choanephoraceae. The record is from RefSeq and is a predicted model, not a curated record. The transcript is spliced from 5 exons. Gene Ontology annotation, molecular function: glycosyltransferase activity; DNA-binding transcription factor activity; sequence-specific DNA binding.
AUGUUACGACACGGCAGAGUGCCUUCUUUGUCCUCUAUCUCUAACUUUGAUACGAGUUCGUUAGCUUCGUCUUCUGGUUCACCAAGGACCUCACCCAUGAAUUCACCCUAUGUUUCACCAGGUGGUUCACCCAGAGAAUCAUUGAAUAACCAAUUUUCGAAAGGGAGGUCCCUUCAGCCGCCACCUUCCAACACACAAAAUAAAUCCAAUUCAAGCAAUACGUUUGUUCACAAGUUGUACAACAUGGUUGUAGAUACUCAAUACCAGCAUUUGAUUGCAUGGAAUUAUACUGGCUCUUCUUUUAUUGUGUGCAACAUUAUGGAGUUCUCAAGAGAUGUCUUGCCCAAACAUUUUAAGCAUAACAACUUUAGUAGUUUUGUUAGACAACUGAACAUGUAUGGCUUCCACAAAGUCAAUAAGUCGCCUCGAGGACAUCGUACGCUGGCAGAAAACCAAAUAUGGGAGUUUUCGCAUUCAAAAUUUAUCAAAGAUAGACCAGACUUGUUGGACGAAAUCAAGCGAAAAUCAAUUGAAUCCGAGAAUAACACCAGUCGGUUUCAUCAUCAGGGCGACAUCAAUUCACAUAUGGCAAUGAUGCAGGUCUCUCAAUCAGAAAUGGUGCAGCGAUUAAUGCAAUUGCAGGACAAUUUCUCUCAAGUAGUAUGUGAAUUACAAGAGACAAGGUCAAGACAGCAAAGACAGCACUAUGUACUCAAGAAUAUGCUCGACUUUCUUUCCAAACAAGGUGCUCCAUUACAAAUGCCACCUGAAUUUAAUAUGAACGGAUUUGAGCAAACAAAUACCAAUGAAAGACCACCCUCCAUAUUCAUUACUUCUCAUGAUACAAUCGUACCUUCUCAAUCGCAAUAUAUGGCACAGCCUUCUCCUUCACCGCCUCUUCCUCCUCAUUCCUCACAAACGUCACAACCACCACCGCCACAACAGCAUCAACGCAUGCCACCUCCUGCGCUUACAGUUCAAACGCAUAAUUUAUCUUCUCAAUUCAAUUUGUCCCCAGCUAUGAGUCCAAUGGAUCCAAAUUCGCCUGCAUUAAGUGCAUAUCAUACAGCACUCAAUACACCUGUGUCUCCUAGUCCAAGUCCAUUUGUACCCGAUGAUGAUAUCCCAAGCCUUUAUAGUCCACAUAGCCCAAUUACCCCCAAUAUGUUUCUAAAUGAAUACCAACAACAACAGCAACAACAACAACAACAAAAUACAUUUUAUGCACAAAUGCCUCAAAGUAAUGAAAACUUACUUUUGAUGGAUCCUUCGGCGGGAAGACCAACGAAAAAGUCUACCUGGACUUGUCGAAAUUCUGGUAGAGGUCAAAUUUGCGAGUUUACCAACUUGUGUCUUGAUCGUUAUCGAGAUCCCUUUGUGAUUUCAGAUAAAGAACCACCUCGUGUCAAUGUGAUGAGUGCUGAUGAAUCUUCAGACAUUUGGUUCCAACCUGCUCAUUAUACCAGCAGCAGCAUAAAGACUCAGUAUAUCAAUGAAACUGUCUUUGUCUAUGGUCUUUACUCUCCACAUCAUUUCUCUCAUAUGUUAUAUAAUGGGCUGAUACCACUCUAUAGUACAAUGCAAGACUAUGGCGCAUCAGAGCAGUCCUGGACAAUGCGUGCAGGCACAUUUGAUGAUAAACAUGCCAAACUCGAUUUGUUGCUUCCUAUUCAAGGUGACCAUGAUAUUGUUCUCAAACAAGAUUAUGUGUCACUGCCUUCUUCUCAGCCCAUCUGUUUCUCACGAGCUAUUGUCGGCACAGGCAACCGAUGCUCUCAUCCCUAUUGCGAAAACCAAGUGCCUGCUAAACAUUAUGAUCUUUAUAAACAAUUUGUAUUUGAUCAACCACAUACGCAAGAUAAUGCAUGUGAAGCAUCAAGGCUUGUGUAUAAGCAACAAGGACAAUAUCGAGUAGGCAUCCUAAACAGAAAACAUUCAAGGCACGUGACUAAUAUGCCUGAUUUGAUCUCUCGUUUGACGGCCAUGACACAAGAGCAAGACGAUAUUGAUUUCAGUGUGGUCUCUAUUGACUUUGAAUCUGACUGUACGCUAGUGAACACAGCUCAUGUAGUCAAGGACUUGGAUAUCCUGAUCGCACCUUAUGGUAAUGGACUAGGCGCUGGUCUGUUUAUGAAGCAGGAUGCUGUGGCGAUUGCUAUCAUGGCCAGGUAUUGGAAUGACGGGUGGUUCAAGUGGCCAAUGACAGCCAUUGGUCGCCGAGUCUUUAAUUUUGAAUGCAAUAGCGAAGCGUGUAAAGAAUACGAAGAGGAGCUAGCACAACACAUCUUGAGUGCAUAUCAUCUUGAACUCAACAAGACACAGAUGCAAGAAUUCUUGACGACCAGCAACCCAGAGCCUCUCUUAGAUAAAUAUAUACCGGGCCUAUCAUGGUAUCCCUUUUUGCAAUACUACAAAGAUGUAAGCCGUAGAUUGGAAAUAGACCGUUUCAUACCAUUUUUGAAGCAAAUCAUGGCUAAUAAGCCACCUAGCAAUGUCUCCUUUGUUGAGUCAUGCAAAACACCCAAUGUAUGUUGUGAUUUAGAUUGUGAAGAACCCUUAGAUAGAAAUGUUUUUGGUGAAAAAAAUGCCUGGCAUUAA